Messenger RNA from Orycteropus afer afer, 5115 nucleotides. NCBI's taxonomy places the organism in Eukaryota, Metazoa, Chordata, Mammalia, Tubulidentata, Orycteropodidae. The record is from RefSeq and is a predicted model, not a curated record.
AUGGGCUUCCUGUUCCAGCUCCUUCUCCUGGCCUUAAGUUUCCCUCCAGGCCAGGCCUCAUGGGAUGUCUCCAGUCCCCAGAAGGUGCAGGGUGUGAAGGGGUCCUGCUUGUUCAUCCCCUGCAUCUUCAACUUCCCUGCUGACGUGGAGGUGCCAAACGGCAUCACAGCCAUCUGGUACUAUGACUAUGCGGGCAAGCGGCAGGUGGUGAGCCACUCAGAGCACCCCAGCCUGGUGGAGGCGCGCUUCCGUGGCCGUGCUCAGCUGAUGGGGAGACCAGAGCACAAGGUGUGCAACUUGCAGCUGAUCGACCUGCAGACCGAAGACUCAGGUUCCUACAACUUCCGCUUUGAGAUCAGUGAAGGCAACCGCUGGUCAGAUGUCCAAGGCACCAUGGUCACUGUGACAGAGGAUCCCCUCAUUCCUACCAUUGCCUCGCCGGCCAAGCUGCAUGAAGGCAUGGAGGUGGACUUCAACUGCUCUACUCCCUACAUGUGCCUAAAGAAGCCAGUCAACCUGGAGUGGCAUGGCCAGGACCUGGCUCACUCUGUCACCUCCACCCUCCAGAUUCUGGAGCCCACUGGCAUCAACUACCAGGAGACCCUCCACACAACCCUGUCCUGGCAGGACCAUGGCCGGACCCUGUACUGCCAGCUCUCGGUGGCUGGCCGCAGGGUACAGGGCGAGAUACACCUUCAAGUGCAGUAUGCCCCCAGGGGAGUGGAGAUCCUCCUCAGCCCCUCAGGGCAGAACAUCCUCCCAGGUGAACCGGUCACGCUCAUCUGCCAGGUGAAUAGCAGCUACCCAGAGGUCAAGUCUGUGCAGUGGGUCAAGGAUGGUGUGCCCCUCGAAGCCAAGAGUCGUGUGUUGCGGUUGCCCCAGGCCACCUGGGCUGAUGCUGGCAUCUAUACCUGCCAAGUUGAGAAUGUCAUGGGUUCUGCCAUCUCAACCCCCAUCAGCCUCCAUGUUUUCAUGGCUGAGGUCCAGGUGAGCCCAGCAGGUCCCAUCCUGGAAAACCAGACAGUGACACUGACCUGCAACACGCCCAGUGGGGCACAGAGCGAGAUCCACUACAGCUGGUACAAGAACCAGCUCCUGUUGAAGGACGCCCACACCCGCACCCUCCAGCUGCAUCCGGCCACCAGGGCUGACACUGGCUUCUACAUCUGCGAGGUGCAGAAUGCCCAGGGCAGUGAGCGCUCGGGCCCCGUCAGCGUGGUGGUCAAGCACCCACCCCUCACCCCGGACCUGACUACUUUCCUCGAGACACAGAUGGGGCUCGUGGGCAUCGUCCACUGCUCCGUGGUCAGUGAACCCCUGGCCGCCCUGGUACUGUCACGUGGGAGCCUCAUCCUGGCCUCCACUUCUGGGGACGGUGAGCACAGUCCACGCUUCAGUGUCUCCUCUGCUCCCAACUCUCUGCGCCUGGAGAUUCGAGACCUGGAGCCAACUGACAGUGGGGAAUACAAGUGCCUGGCCACCAAUUCUCUUGGAAAUGCGUCCUCUACCCUGGACUUCCACGCUUAUGCUGCCCGCAUCCUCAUCAGUCCGGCUACAGAGGUGGUGGAAGGGCAGGCAGUGAGGCUGACCUGCAGGAGUGGCCUGAGCCAUGGGCCUGACACCCGCUUCUUCUGGUACCGGAAUGGAGCCCUGCUUCUUGAGGGAUCUAGCAGCAGCCUUGUACUCCCCGCGGCCUCCAGCACCGAUGACGCUGGCUCAUACCACUGCCGGUUCCAGGAUGGCCACACCUCCAGCGGCCCCUCCUUACCUGCUGUCCUCACUGUGCUCUAUGCCCCACGCCAGCCCAUGCUCACCGCCCGACUGGACCCUGACGCUGCUGGAGCCAGGGCUGGACGUCGAGGUCUCAUCUUGUGCCGUGUGGACAGUGACCCUCCGGCCCAGCUUCAGCUGCUCCACGGGGACCAGUUUGUGGCCUCUUCCCUGCCAUCAUGUGGGGGCUGUUCCCAGCGCAUAAAGGUCACUAGAGCCCCCAACUUUCUGCGUGUGGAGAUUCACAACCCGGUUCUGGAGGACGAGGGGGAAUACCUGUGCGAGGCGAGCAAUGCCAUGGGCAAUGCCUCAGCCUGGGCAACCUUCAAUGCUCAAGCCACCGUCCUGGUCAUCACACCAUCGGACACGCUGCAGGAGGGCAUGGCAGCCAACCUGACUUGCAUUGUGAGCCGAGAGGCUGCCGACAGCCCUGCCAACUUCUCCUGGUUCCGGGAUGGGGUACUGUGGAGCCAGGGUCCCCUGGAGACAGUGACCCUGCUGUCCGUGGCCCGGACUGAUGCCGCCCGCUAUGCCUGCCACAUCGUCACUGGGGCUGGGGCCCGGCUCUCUGCCCCUGUGGUCCUGAGUGUGCUCUAUCCCCCAGAUCCACCAACGCUGACAGCCCUCCUAGACAUGGGCCAGGGCUAUGUGGCUGUGUUUGUUUGCACGGUGGACAGCCGUCCCCCAGCCCAGCUGACCCUAUUCCACGAGGAGCGCCUCCUGGCCACUAGCCCAGGGUCCCAGCUCCCAUCCCAUGGCCGGCUGCAGGCCAAGUCCACAGCCAAUUCCCUGCAGCUGGAGGUUCGAGAGCUGGGCCCUGGGGACUCUGGCAGCUACCGCUGUGAGGCCACAAAUGUUUUUGGAUCAGCCAACACCUCCCUCUUCUUCCAGGUCCGAGGAGCCUGGGUCCAGGUGUCACCAUCACCUGAGCUCCAGGAAGGCCAGGAAGUGGUUCUGAGGUGCCAGGUACCCACAGGGGUCCCGGAUGGGACCUCAUUUCGCUGGUAUCGGAAUGGCCAGCUCCUCCAGGAGCCCACCUCAGCCACACUCCGCUUUGCAGCCAUUACUUCAAGCCAAGCUGGAGCCUACCACUGCCAAGCCCAGACCCUGGGCUCAGCCACCACGAGCCUGGCCACCCCUGUCAGCCUCCACGUGUCCUAUGCACCCCGCCAGGCCAUGCUCACUAUCCUGAUGGACACGGGCCCUGGGCGACUGGGCCUCCUUCUGUGCCAUGUGGACAGUGACCCUCCAGCCCAGCUGCAGCUGUUCCAUGGGGACCACCUUGUGGCCUCUACCACACAGCAUUUGGGAGACCCUUCAGGCAGCUCCCCUCGGCUGCAGGUGACUGUGGCCCCCAAUGCUUUACGCCUGGAAAUCCAUGGUGCAGUGCUGGAGGAUGAGGGUGUCUACACCUGUGUGGCCACCAAUGCCCUGGGCCGGACUUUGACUUCGACAGCCUUUGAUGCGCAGGCUGUGAGUGUGCAGGUAUGGCCUGAAGCUACAGUGCAUGAGGGCCAGCUGGUAAACUUGACCUGCCUGGUAUGGACCCACCUGGUCCAGCUCAACUACACAUGGUAUCAGGAUGGGAAGCAGCGCCCAGGCACCCGCUCCAUCAUCUUGCCCAAUGUCACAGUCACGGAUGCGGCUUCCUAUCGCUGUGGUGUGGAGACCUCUGGCCAGGCACCCCGCCUCUCCAGACCUGUCCCCCUGGAUGUCCUCUAUGCACCCCGUGGCCUACAUCUGACCUACCUUCUGGAGAGUCAUGGUGGGCAGCUAGCCCUGCUCCUGUGCACUGUGGACAGUCGUCCACCUGCCCAGCUAGCCCUCAGCCAUGCUGGCCGCCUCCUGGCUUCCUCGACCACAGACUCUGUCCCCAACACCCUGCGCCUGGAGCUGUGGGAGCCCAAGCCCAGAGAUGAGGGCCUCUACAGCUGUUCUGCCCACAGCCCUCUGGGCCAGGCCAACACAUCCCUGGAGCUACAGCUAGAGGGAGUGCGGGUCACCCUGGCUCCAUCAGCCUCUGUGCCCGAGGGGGCCCCCGUGAUGGUGACCUGUGAGGAUCCUGCUGCCCACCCACCCACCCUCUAUGCUUGGUACCACAAUGGCCAUUGGCUGCAGGAGGGGCCAGCUGCCUCCCUCUCAUUCCCAGUUGCUACGCGGGCUCACGUGGGUGCUUACUCCUGCCAGGCCCAAGAUGUUCAGGGCACACGCAGCUCCCGGCCUGCUGCCCUGCAAGUUCUCUAUGCUCCCCGUGAUGCUGUCCUGUCCUUUUUCCGGGACUCGCGGACCAGCCCCGCGACUGUGGUGCAGUGCACUGUGGACAGUGAGCCGUCUGCUGAGCUGACCCUGUCCCAUGAUGGCCAGGUGCUGGCCACCAGCCAGGGGGCCCAUGGCUUGGCAUCAGGGACAGGCCCUGUCCAGGUGGCCCGCAACGCCCUGAGGCUGCAGGUGCAAGAGGUGCCAGCAGGGGAUGAGGGCAUCUAUGUCUGCACAGCCCGUAACUCACUGGGCUCAGUCAGCACCACUGGGCAGCUUCGGGCUGAAGGUGUGCAUGUGGUGGCAAAGCCAGGCCUGGACCUUCCUGAGGGCACAGCAGUGAACCUGAGUUGCUGCCUCCCGGAUGGCCACGGACCCCUGGGCAACACCACCUUCACUUGGUUCUGGAAUGGCCGGCGACUACUUGUGGACCCUGUGCCCACGCUUUUUUUCACCUCUGUGGCCCGUACCCAGGCUGGGAUGUACCACUGUCAGGCCGAACUCCUCUCUGGGGCUGCCACCUCUGCUCCAGUUAUGCUCCGUGUGCUCUACCCUCCUGAGACACCCACCUUGACAGUCUUUGUGGAGCCCGAGAGUGGCCUCCAGGGCAUCCUGGACUGCAGAGUGGACAGCGAGCCACGUGCCAGCCUGACCCUUCACCUUGGCAGUCGAUUGGUGGCAUCCAGCCAGGUCCGAGGCAUUCCUGCUGAGCCCCACAUCCACGUCUCAGCCUCUCCCAAUGCCCUACGGGUGGACAUGAAGGCACUAAGGCCCUUUGAUGAGGGGGAAUACGUGUGCACUGCCUCCAAUGCCCUGGGCUCCACCUCAGCCUCCACCUACUUUGGGGCUAGAGUUCUACACCGCCUCCAGCUGUUCCAGCAGCUCCUCUGGGUCCUGGGGGGACUGGCUGGCAUCCUCCUCCUGCUGUUGGGCCUGGGGGCCUGCUACUCCUGGAGAAGGAGGCUCUUUCAUAAGCGGAGCUCAGGCCAGAAUUCGGUGGAGAUGACUUUUCAGAAUGAGACCACACAGCCCAUUGAUCCUGCCACAGCCACAGUUGGGACCUUGCGCUGUGCUCCGACCCUGAGCUGA